UUCAUCUUUAUCUCUUUCCCUCUCUAGCCUAACCUUCCCUCUCUUAUUUCUAUACGUCUCUGUGACCCGGUGUUAAUUAGUCCUUCAAAUCAAUGGCGGGUAGGGGCAAAACUCUCGGAUCCGGAGCCGCCAAGAAGGCCACGUCUCGGAGCAGCAAAGCCGGCCUCCAGUUUCCUGUUGGUCGUAUCGCCCGGUUCCUGAAGGCCGGCAAAUACGCCGAGCGUGUUGGCGCUGGUGCUCCGGUCUAUCUCGCCGCCGUCCUCGAAUACCUAGCCGCGGAGGUUCUUGAGUUGGCUGGAAAUGCAGCUCGGGACAACAAGAAGACCAGGAUUGUACCGCGCCACAUCCAGCUAGCGGUCCGAAAUGACGAGGAGCUGAGCAAGCUUCUCGGUGACGUGACGAUUGCUAAUGGUGGUGUCAUGCCCAACAUCCACAACUUGCUCCUGCCGAAGAAGACCGGUUCCUCCAAGGCCUCUGGUGCUGACGAUGACUCGUAGAUUGAAGUGAGAGAGCUGGGAAUUGCGGCAUUGUACGUGUUGGAAUUGGAUUUAAUGUCUCUUUUUAAUAUGGUUUAUAGUUUUUGUUAGGGUUCGAGUUCUCUGUGUUUGUGGGGGUUGUAGCACAUGGAGGUGGUAGUUAGGGUUUCAGGUGGUAGUGAAUGUGAAUAGAAUCAUCAUCUUCUACUAGUUAUAGAAGAUAUUGUUGAAUUUUAUUUUAUCUUACUUUUCGGAUUGAUAGCUAAUGACAUUGAUGCGACGUUUAAAUUCUAACAUUUCCUUUUUCUCUCUUAA
Corylus avellana is the source of this 791-nucleotide messenger RNA. RefSeq names its product Histone superfamily protein (gene RAT5). Lineage: Eukaryota; Viridiplantae; Streptophyta; Magnoliopsida; Fagales; Betulaceae. The record is from RefSeq and is a predicted model, not a curated record. Gene Ontology annotation, cellular component: nucleosome. Gene Ontology annotation, molecular function: structural constituent of chromatin; DNA binding; protein heterodimerization activity.